AAGAGGAAGAGUUUAGGAAUAAUAUAUUGUCUCAAGUGUUGGAUCAAUCGGCCAGAGCUAGACUGAGUACACUAUCGGUGGCCAAACCAGAAAAGGCCAAAAUGGUUGAAAACCUGUUAAUACAAAACGUACGGAUGGGUGCCAUCAGGGGAAGAUUAUCUGAAGACGAUUUGAAGGGUCUGUUGGAGAGAGUGAGCGAACAGACGUCCCGAAAGACAACCGUUAAUUAUGACAGAAGAAGGACAGCGUUGGACGACGACUCCGAUGAAGACUAAAACUAAACGAUCGCUGGUUUCUGUUGCCUAUUAUUUAAUAACAUUUUUACAUUAAUUACAAUCAAUGCUUAGAUUUUUAUACUCAAACUCUUUAGACUAAUUCAUACUUACAUAGCG
This is a messenger RNA of Medioppia subpectinata, 392 nucleotides long. Lineage: Eukaryota; Metazoa; Arthropoda; Arachnida; Sarcoptiformes; Oppiidae. The record is from the annotation of a GenBank genome assembly.